Messenger RNA from Poecile atricapillus (Black-capped chickadee), 3459 nucleotides. RefSeq names its product metallophosphoesterase 1 (gene MPPE1). Gene Ontology annotation, cellular component: endoplasmic reticulum-Golgi intermediate compartment. The transcript is spliced from 7 exons. Gene Ontology annotation, molecular function: phosphoric diester hydrolase activity. Gene Ontology annotation, biological process: GPI anchor biosynthetic process; endoplasmic reticulum to Golgi vesicle-mediated transport. The coding region runs from base 2108 to 3244 and encodes 378 amino acids. NCBI's taxonomy places the organism in Eukaryota, Metazoa, Chordata, Aves, Passeriformes, Paridae. The record is from RefSeq and is a predicted model, not a curated record.
CUGAGACGUUGUUUGUGUUGGAUAAACCAGAAUAAAACAGAGUAACUGCAUCUCAGGGUCUUGCUACUUCAUCUGAAAAUGGGAUUUCCCUUUCCCUACAGCACCAUUGCAUGCUGGCUGGUGCUAUCCCUCCCAAGUUUAUUUUUUCCUUGCUGCUACUGCAGCUAGUUACAUCCAGCUGUCCUUUUACCAAGAAGCGACUGUGGUUUCCACAGUAUGAACUGUCUGUUGCUAAUUCAUUCCAUGUCAGUUGCUGAUUGAAGUAGCGAUUCUGAUGCCAGGCAAUUUGGAGUCAAGGUGAUUCAUCACAGGCUCCAGCAAUUAGCAGUGUUGGGUGUCUGCUUCUAUGGAACCAAUACAAGAAGUCUUCACAGGCAGGAUUCCUGACAGCAGGUAACACCAAAGGCAAGUCCUUCCCUCACAUGGACUCUCAAGUUGGUGACAGCCUCAGAGCUGGGAUCUUGUGUCCAUUCAGUUCAGCACAGCAAAGGCUGAGCUGAAUAUAGAUUAGGCUUUCACCUUUCUCUGUGACCUCUGUGUGAAGUUCAAGAAGUUGACCGAUGGGUGACUGGGUUGAGAGCGAAGGAGGAGAGAUGCCGGGUUGUGCCCUGGAGCCAGAGGUUUGUGACACUUCCCUUAAUCUGAUUACAUUUCCAGUCCCUGCUUGCAGCCUAACCUGACCUGUCUCCUGCCAUGUUUUUGGUGAACUGUUGACUCACAAGUAGGCAGUGAUGAGCUCCUGUCAUAUCCACACCCUCUUCCCAGGCACAACAGGCUGAAAAAGCUGGGGCUGCUCAGACCUCACAGCCACCUGCCAGUAUCCAGGGGGCCUACAGGGAAGCCAGAGAGGGACUCUUUGUCAGGAACAGUAGUGAUAGGACAAGGAGUAAUGAGUACAAACUGAGAGGGAAAUUUAGGCUGGAUAUUAGGAAGAAGUUCUUUACUGUGAGGGUGGUGAGGCACUGGAACAGGUUAUCCAGGGAGGUUGUGGAUGCCCCAGCCUUGGCCAGUAUUUAAGGCCAGGUUGGAUGGGGCUCCGAGCAACCUGGUCUGGUGGCAGGUAUCCCUGCACAGGUCAGCAGGUUUGGGACUAGAUGAUCUUCAAAGGUCCCUUUCAACCCUUAGCAUUCUAUGAGUCUGUGAUUAGUUCUAUGCAAAAUUUGCCAGACACUGCAAUUACAUGGGCUAUGUGGUGAAGAUGGAGAGGCAGGUGGCAUCUGGCAACAUUUCAUACAAAAGGGAAAGAAAAAAAAAGGAAGAAAGAAGGAAAUGUGAUGUGCUUUAAGAAAUGAGUGAGGCAAGAUUUUGUACAAAAACAGGAGAUGCAGAGAACAAGAGAAGACCUAGAUUUGAGACCUAGUGAAUGAGAGAGGAACUGCAAAGGUUUUAAACUGCCACUAACAAAGGCUUGGAAGACCAGCAGGCAAUAAUCACUGCUUUGGGUCAGUCUUGCUGUGAUAUCUGGUCUUCCUGUGGCUGGUGAGUGCCUGCUGUUGGUAUGGUAUCUGCAAAGUCCAGUCCUGAGGGUGGAGUGCUUUCAUCCUGCCUGUGUGCCCUGCAGCCUGGUCUGCCAAAAAUACCAGAAAAAUAACCCAAAUCACGGAAUCACAGACUGGUUUAGGUUGGAAGGGGCCACGGCGGGGCAUCUAGUCCAACCUCCCUGCUCAAGCAGGGCGAUCCCAGGGCACAUGGCACAGGAUUGUGUCCAGAUGGUUCUCGAAUAUCUCCUGUGAGGGAGACUCUACAUCUCUCUGGGUAACCUGUUCCAGUGCACGGUCGCCCCACAGUUAAGAAGUUCUUUCUCAUACCCAGCUGGAACUUCCUGCAGGUCAGUUCGUGCCCAUUGCCUCAGGACCACCAACUCUAUGGACGCAGCCCCUGGUCCCGAGGGGGCAGCAGCAUUGCCGGGCAGGCUGCUAUCUCCUGCCAGGGCGAUAUCACUGGCACAUCCUGUACCUGUUGUCAUGGGGGGAGAUGCAGAACCUGCUUCUGCAGAGAUCCCUCACUUGGCGUGUGUCGGUGUAUCCGUGCAAUCUGCGGCCGGCAGAGUUCUCAAUCCCCGCCGGUCGGCGCCUGCUAAUCACAGGAAGUCACAGAAUAUGCUGAGAUGGAAGGGACCCAGCAGGAUCAUCAGUCCCACUCCUGGCCCUGCGCAGGACACCCUGAGAACGACACGCACCAUCUGAACCUGCCAAGGCCACUAAUGACAAUUGAAAAGGGCGUUUUCUCGCCGGCUGCGGAGGCGGAGGCUCGGGCAGGUCGGCCCGGGGGAGGGAGAAGCGGCGCUCCCGGGCCGCAGGCAGGGCGGCACGGCCUCCGGAGCGCGCCGCGGUCGCUCGGCUGUGGCGUCACUGCUCGCGGCCUAUCCCGGGGCCCAGCGGGGCCGGUCCCGGAGGCCUAUCCCGGCUUGUCCCGGCCUAUCCCGGCUUGUCCCGGCCUAUCCCGGCUUGUCCCGCCCCGUUCCCCGGCGCUCGCCAUGGCCCGGCCCGUCGUACACAGGUGCCUCCAACUCACUGAUGAAAAUGAGCAGUUAGUCAAGAAGGUGAAAAAACUACAUAUAAAAAAUAAGGAGCUAGAAAAGAAUCUGGGUCAGAUCCAAGAACAACUGCAUCUGCAGCAGUUAAUGCAUGUCUGUGGCACAAGCAGAGAUGUUCAAGUUCAGACAGAAACCCAUUUAUGGCAUAAGGGUGGAGACAGCAAGGAUCUGGUUCUAGAGAGUGACAGUGUCAGACUACUUCAGAUGUUUAAUGAGCUACAGAAACGUUAUGUUAAAGAAACCAAAAUAAACAAGGAGCAAAGUGAAGCAAUUAAAAAUCUCACUAUUAAAAUUAAUGAGCUAGAGCGUAAUCUUCAAGAGCAGAAGCAAAAAAUUGAGAAACUGGAACGUAAAAAGGUUUCUUGGAAAACUAGUGCUGUUUCUGGAAAACAAAGUCAAACCCCAGAGGGAGGAGUAGCUUCUCACAGGGACAUUUCUGCAAAGGAGUCCUGUUGCAGUAGAUAUUUAGGUAAUGGUACAGAGCUAUUGUUGAAGGAGAUUAAAAAGCUGAAGAAAGAAAAUGGAAAGUUGUCUGCAGAAAGGAGAGCACUAAAAAAUGAAUUAGCUGGAUUAGACAAGGAUUUUUUUGAAGAGGUGGAAGAUUUAAAACACGCUGUACAGGAAUCUGUGAAACUGAACAAUGAGUAUGAAAAGUGCUUGAAACAAAUAAGUGUAAUAUAUGGACUUCCUUUUACAGCACAUUUGUAACUACCAGGUAAUUUAAUGCCAGGUAGAUUUUCCACAUAUUUUUUAUACUUACUGCAACAUUUAAACCUACCAUUGCUUAAGUGGUACCACAGUUUGAUAAUAUAGAUUCAAUAAUGUGAUCUCAAUAUAACAAAUGCUUGGAAAUGUUGUAUUUUGUGACCUUGAUUUUUUUUUUGUUUGUUUAUAUACUUUUAAAUAAACUCUGAUCUGCAUAA